UUCCAGUUUCUCCUUCAGUUUUUGCUCCACAACCAUGGCAGUUAUUCUCAAACUCAAGCUUUUCUCUCUCUUAAUCAUAGGAAAAUUAUCAAUUUCUUCGGGGGCGAUUUUCACUCUCCAAAAUAGCUGUAGCUACACAAUCUGGCCGGGAACUCUCUCCGGCAACGGCGCCGCCGUACUCGGAGGCGGCGGCUUCGCCUUGCCACCGGGAGGCACAAUCCAGCUUCCGGCGCCGCCGGGCUGGUCGGGCCGCGUGUGGGCAAGAACCGGAUGCAACUUCGACGCCGCCGGAAACGGCCAAUGCGCCACCGGAGACUGCGGCGUCGGGAUCAAGUGCAUCGGCGGCGGCGCGCCGCCGGCCAGCCUGGUGGAGUUCACCCUCGGUGGCGAUGCGGCCGCCAAGGACUUCUACGACGUGAGCCUCGUCGACGGCUACAACGUGGGGCUCGGCGUCCGGCCGUCGGGCGGGACCGGCGACUGCCAGAACGCCGGGUGCGUGACCGACCUCAACGCGAGCUGCCCGAAUGAGCUGCGCGUUGAGACCGGCGGCGGGGUGGUGGCGUGCAAGAGCGCCUGCGCCGCCUUCAACACCCCCGAAUACUGCUGUAGUGGCGAGCACGCGACUCCGGAUAAGUGCUCACCAACGCAGUACUCGAGGAUUUUCAAGGCGGCGUGCCCCACGGCGUAUAGCUACGCGUACGACGACGCGUCGAGCACGUGCACGUGCGCCGGGGCAGAUUAUCUCAUUACUUUUUGCCCGACGGGCUGAGGUGGAACGUUGUUUUAUUUUUUUUUGGUUACAAGAAACGUUGGUGUUUUGGUUUGAAGCUACACAAUUGUUUGCUUUGAUUUAGGUUGUUUAUUAGUUACAUUUUUGUUAAUUAUUCAUGGGAAAUAUGAUUAUUGUGUUUGGAAAUGUUAGUAUAUUGGAUUUAAGGAAGGCCCCUUCUCCUCAUAGCCUCAUA
Salvia hispanica is the source of this 965-nucleotide messenger RNA. RefSeq names its product pathogenesis-related thaumatin-like protein 3.5. NCBI's taxonomy places the organism in Eukaryota, Viridiplantae, Streptophyta, Magnoliopsida, Lamiales, Lamiaceae. The record is from RefSeq and is a predicted model, not a curated record.